AUGCUGAAGUCGAUAAGAGGAAAGUUAUCCCUCUCGAUAAUUAGCGUCGUUUUUAGCGUGUUGGCCUUUUUGUCUCUGUUGUACACAGAAAGGAUCAGUUCAAGUUCGUUUUCAUCGGGCGACAUUUUCAGGUUCAAGCCUUGUGCUAAAAGAAAUGGGGCAAAUAAAUCUAUCAAAGAUAAAAGAGAUAUGAUCAAUGGGAGUGCAUUGGAUUUUGCAGCAGAUGAUCGGUUCACAUUUGAUCCAGACGAGUGUAGCCUUAAUAACGGGAAAUGGGUUUUCAACAGCUCGAUUAAACCUUCAUAUACGGACACAACAUGCCCGUAUUUGGACAGGCAGGUUUCGUGCGUUAAGAAUGGGAAAAACGACACUACUUACCAGCAAUGGGAAUGGAUGCCUAAUGACUGCAUUUUGCCAAGAUUUGAUCCGAUAAGAGCGUUAGAAAAAAUACGGGGGAAGAGGCUAAUGUUUGUAGGGGAUUCACUUCAAAGAGGACAGUGGCAAUCAUUCAUUUGCCUAGUCGAGUCCAUAAUACCGCGAAGGAAGAAAUCGAUGAAACGAGGUCGUGUACAUUCGGUCUUCAAAGUCAAGGAAUACAAUGCCACAAUCGAAUUCUAUUGGGCGCCAUUCCUAGUGGAGUCGAACUCGGAUGUGCGCAUAAUAGCCGACCCAAAGAAGCGGAUUUUGAAAGUGGACUCGGUUGCCAAGCACGCCAAACACUGGAUUGGAGUUGAUAUCCUCGUUUUCAACACCUACGUUUGGUGGAUGAGUGGACUCAAGAUCAAGUCACUAUGGGGUACAUUUGCAAAUGGAGAAGAAGGAUACGAAGAACUAGACGCGCCUGUAUCUUACAAAGUAGGACUUAAGACAUGGGCUAAUUGGGUAGACUCCAAUGUUAAUCCCAACAAAACAAGAGUGUUUUUUACUACCAUGUCUCCUACUCAUCAAAGGAGUGCUGAUUGGGGCAAUGAGAAAGGCAUAAAAUGUUUUAACGAGACAAAGCCGAUUACAAAGAAAUGGCAUUGGGGGACCGGUUCAGACAAGACCAUGAUGAAGGUAGUUGAAGGGGUCGUGUCUAGGAUGAAAGUGGUUGUCACGUUGCUAAACAUAACCCAACUGUCGGAAUAUAGAAUCGAUGCUCAUUCAUCGAUUUAUACUGAGAUGGGCGGCAACUUGCUAACGGACGAACAAAAGGAGGAUCCUCUGCAUUAUGCCGACUGCAUACAUUGGUGUCUGCCCGGAGUUCCCGAUACAUGGAAUCGGAUAUUUUACGCGCAUUUGUUGUAUCUGUAG
Messenger RNA from Striga hermonthica, 1293 nucleotides. NCBI's taxonomy places the organism in Eukaryota, Viridiplantae, Streptophyta, Magnoliopsida, Lamiales, Orobanchaceae. The record is from the annotation of a GenBank genome assembly.